This is a messenger RNA of Pomacea canaliculata, 1643 nucleotides long. RefSeq names its product deleted in malignant brain tumors 1 protein-like. NCBI's taxonomy places the organism in Eukaryota, Metazoa, Mollusca, Gastropoda, Architaenioglossa, Ampullariidae. The coding region runs from base 305 to 1474 and encodes 389 amino acids. The record is from RefSeq and is a predicted model, not a curated record. The transcript has 13 exons.
ACAUCGACUGGCGGGUAGAGUUGCGGCUGUACUGGUCGCGUGUUUUGCAAGACCUACGGCGUGUAAACGCAUUACUACUACGUGGGACGUAUUAUACCACGUUCUGGUAGCACAGGAACAAAAAUAGACAGUUGCUGGAUAUUUUCACGACACCAAGAAGCACCUGUACAACCAGUUGUUGGGACCAACUGUAUGGAAUGGGAAGGUGAUAGGUGUGCUGGUGUUGACGCUGACUUUGAGGACAGCGGUGACAGGUCAGACUAACACAACAGAUGAAGCUUAUGUGUGUUCUUCCUCCACUCAGAUGCUCUAUGCUGCAGUCGAGCAAGUUGAGUACCUGUCGUCUCCUGGCUACCCGGAUAGCUAUCCAAACAAUGCCGACUGUCGAUGGCUGAUAGACGCUGGCGGAUGGGAUAGCAACGAUGUCGUCAAGGUCACCAUCUUGACAGCCAGGAUGGAAUCGUGUUGUGAUUAUGUCCAGCUGUACGACAGUUCAUACAGCUAUGCAUCUCUUAGCUUGGUCAAGUUCUACAGCAUGCCUGGUCAGACAGUCUACUACAGCAGUGGACAGUACAUGUACAUCAAAUUCAUCACCGAUGGGUCUGUCAACUUCUCAGGCUUCACACUCACCUACGAGGCCGUUGACCGACAAAAUGCAUCUACACCCAGUCCUGCCCUCACUACUACAACUGAUGUGGCAACAGUAUGCAGUUCUUCAGGUGUGUACACCGAUGUUUACUACGGACAACCAAAAGUACUGAGUUUCACUCGCUACACUUAUAGCUCGUUGAACUGUUUGUGGAUCAUCAGGAGUGCCGAUACUAACGACUACUUUAACCGUUACAUUAUUCACGUGAUCGUGGAGGAUUUCACUCUCAGCUCCUGCAGUUUGACAGACUGUUCCUGUGGUUACCUGCAAGUGUUUGAUGGUGACUCCGGUAGUGGUGCAAGUCUGGGCAGGGUGUGCAACUCAUCAUACCCUGCUACACACUUCUACAGCAGUGGCACAUAUGCCACAGUCCGAGUCUACACCCGCAGAUACUCUCACUUCAGCGCCAGCUUCAGGCUGCGUUAUGAGAGUGUGCCGCGGUCAGAGGUCAGCACUACACCAUGCCCUGUCUAUACUCCAACGCUCAAUGCUGUAGUUGGGCAAACCGGGUACCUGACGUCUCCUAACUACCCGAUGAAAUAUGAAAGCAACACCAACUGUCAGUGGCUUGUUGACACUGGUAGUUUACUCCAUGUAGUCAAGGUGACCGUCUCUGAUGCCAGCAUGGAGCAGUGUUCUACUUGUUGUGAUUACCUGCAGCUGUUUGAUGGAAGGUCCGCCUAUCUCCCAACCUGGUCAAGCUGUGUAGCAUGGCCUCACAGCCGGUCUACUACAGCAGUGGACAGUACAUGUUCAUUCAGUUCUUCAGCGACUCUGCCAUCACCUACUCUGGCUUCAGCUGACCUACGAGGCUGUGUACAGUAAGCAGUCUCUGCCCCCUUCAGGUCAGUCCCAGGAUCACCUGACUGCGGUGGUUGUGGGCGGCGUCCUGGGAGCAGCCUUCCUCGUCAUCGUCAUCGUCCUUAUCUAUGUACUGCGCUGUCGACGACAAAGCUUGCGACCGACAAACACCUACCUGUACAACGAAGCCAGC